Messenger RNA from Macrosiphum euphorbiae (potato aphid), 303 nucleotides. The record is from the annotation of a GenBank genome assembly. Lineage: Eukaryota; Metazoa; Arthropoda; Insecta; Hemiptera; Aphididae.
AUGGAUACAAAUGAUCCUGGAUAUCAAAUACUUUCGGAUGAUGAAAUAGUUCGUAACUUAUUUGAAGAAGAUGAAACUGAAGAAGAGGAAAAUGAAACUGACGAUUUGACUGAAGGUGAAAAUGGGCCGUCUCAUUCUGAAGCUUUUGAUGCAUUCGAUUUGGCGUUUAAAUGGUUUGAGAGACAAGAAGAAUCAAACACCACUCAAUUGUUGCAAUUAAGAAGAUUGAGAGACCUAGCUGCUCUAAAGAGAAAGUCAACUAUGAAGCAAACUAAAAUAUCAUCAUUUUUCAAAAUAAAAUAA